UGCAACGAGGUCCUUCUCGAACGAAGGGUCCAAUGUAAAGCCGAGCUUUUUUGCAGAUCUGUAAACACCAUGGAUAGUACUCGCUUAGUUAAGACGUUUUCAUCGUCUCUGCGGAUAGUGGAAGUAGGCAGCGUGGUAAAUAAAGCUCCUCUCGUCUCUGUGUAGCUGAAGGGCGUGUUUCUGUACCACUAUUCUACAAAGGAACUGUUUCUAUCUCAGGCUAUUCAUCAGAUUGCGCUCUGCAGAGAUCCCAAGCGGCUGGAAUGGAGGAGGAGGCCCAGUGCUUCCUGAAAAAGCUUGUGGAGGAAUUCCCUGCUGCUCUGAAAGAAGACGCUCCUCUGCCGGUCAGCUCCCUGAGUCGGAGAGUCUCACUGGAGGAGCUGCAAGGAGAGAGCCUGGAGCUGGGCCAGAGACUGCUGGCUGCUCGUGGAGCUCCCUCAGGCCUCAGGGUCCUCCUCUCCCAAGCAGCGGUCGCCCAGCUUCUGAAGGACGACUUGUCUCCAUUUCACUGUUCACAGGAAGCUCAAGCAAACCUGGAAGAUGAGGAAAAGGUCAUCUUAGUCGAGUCGGAAGCAGUCCAGCGGCUCUUUCUGAACCAUCUGAUAGGUGUAGCACUCAGAUGGAACCAGAAGCUCCCCUCCUCUUUUCCUCCUCCCAGCUUUCAGUGUUCUGUUCAUGCUAUCAAGAACACAAGGAGGAAGAUGGAGGACAAGCAUGUGGCGCUGGCUGAAUUCAACCAGCUCUUCGGCAUUCAGGAUGGAGUGGAGCGGGCCUACUACGCUGUGUUUGACGGUCAUGGGGGAGUGGAUGCUGCCGUUUAUGCUGCCACUCACCUCCAUGUUGCUCUGAGCAAACAGGAGACGCUGCAGAGUAACACCGACAUGGCUUUUAAAACUGCCUUUAAGAACACAGACAACAUGUUCAGACGCAAAGCCAAGAGAGAGCGUCUGCGGAGUGGGAGCACAGGAGUGGCCGUGCUGAUUCACGGUCAGCAGUUAACUGUGGCUUGGCUCGGAGACUCUCAGGCAAUGUUGGUUAGAAAGGGAGAGGUUGUUACACUGAUGGACCCCCACAAACCAGAGAGAGAGGAUGAAAAACAGAGAAUAGAAGAUCUUGGGGGUUGUAUCACCUUCAUGGGUUGCUGGCGAGUUAAUGGCACCUAUGCUGUUUCCAGAGCCAUCGGCGACUUCGACCAGAAGCCGUAUGUGUCUGGGGACGCUGAUUCUUCAACCAUCCAGCUGUCAGGGGACGAGGACUAUGUGCUGCUAGCGUGUGAUGGCUUCUUUGAUGCCAUCAAACCUUCCGAGGUCCCAGAUCUGGUUGCUGAGGCGCUCCGGGGUGCUGAUGACUCUGAAACUGGAGGGAGUCGUCCACCGGAACACGCUGAAGAUGGAGUGGGACACAGAGUUGCUGAGAGAUUGGUAGGUGAUGCCAAGGCGGCAGGGUCCAGUGAUAACAUCACAGUGAUGGUGGUGUUCCUGCGUCCGCCUGGCCAGCUGCUGGCUAACACAUAAACCCAGCUGCAUCCAGAGGAAAGGAACCAUUCAGCUCGCCUCAGGACACAUUCAGCCCUCUGCAGACAGCCAGACUAACCCAGAAUCCUCACCUCUGACAUAUCCACAGCUUUUAUCUGUGCUAAACUGGCACAUUACUUGAUUUUUUACCCAAGAAAUUAUGCAAAUCCUAUGUUAUAUGAAUUUAUGUGCACUCUAAGUGGAAAUUAUUGUGGAUAUCAAAAUAUACACUGCUGUGGAAUUGACAGGGUUUUACAUUUACAUCAACACAUAUAUAAAAAAAUUAUGGUUUCCACCACUAAUGAGACAUACAUACUGUACAGUCCAAUGGUAAAUAUACAUCAGUUGGUGGAGAAAUGUUCAGUAGCUUGGUUGUAAUUGUGCACCAUGUUAAACUAAAUGUUUGUUUUGUGCACCUUUUGAUCCACCAAACAACACAGACAUGUUCUGAUCAACCUGAUGCAGCUCAGCUGUCCUAGCAGGAGUGUCCUGACAUUUGCAUCAUUUACCUGCAGCUCACUACUGGAGCUGUAUGUUGUGACUUCAACUGUCUUCUGAAUUUUUUAUGGAUGGAGAGCAUUACCAAAGGAACACCAGUGAAGCAUAGAGGUGGCAGCAUCAUACUGUGGGGUUGCUUUUCUAUAGAUGGCAAAGGGAUUUUUGAAAAGGUGACAGAUCCAUUUAACAGUCAACCUUUACCCAAAACCUUCAGGUCUCUGCUGCCAGGUCCAAGCAUCCAUCCAGAUCAACUGAAGUAUAAACUAUCAGACACAAUGUUUUGAAAUUGGCUGACGGAGUUCAGAUCCAGGCUGUCAAGGUAAAUAUUGCUAAGUGACGAUGCAGCUGCUGUAGAGAUUCCUACCGGAGACUGGAUGAUGCUGUUGGGUUAAAAGAAUUAGAUCAGCGUGUGUCCACUUAUGCCAGGUUAUUUGUCCUUUUUUAAGGUUUAUAUUCCCCCCACUCCCAUCCCUGCCCCCACCAAAAUUACAUUUGCUGUUGAAUUAUAGAGGCCUUAUUUACAUUAAAGAUGUAAAAAGUUUAGAAAUAAUUUAUCAUGGUUUCAUUUUGAUAUUUAAACUUUUUAACAAGAGUGUGUAAACUUUUGAGAGCCACAGUUGUUAACUUUGCUGGGUGAUGUGUGUAUUGUGUGUUGUGUAUAGGGAUAGUGGUGAUAAUCCCAUAAAUCAAACCCAGAUAACCAAAACCCACCCCAGCCUGAAAGAUGACUUGUCAUCAGUUUGUCAUUGUACAACUUAGACGAAGAAACUCACACGCACACACACACACACGGCUGAAGAAAGUUGAGAGUGGUUUGUGUUUAGACAGUGAGAGGAACCUGGAGUACCCAGUGAGAACAUGUAUGCACAGGGAGACCAUGCCAACCCACUGCAGACAGGUCAAUAGGGACCAACACACUCCCAACUUAACUGUCAGGCUCUGACUCGCCCGCCAGAUCCUGACUCGGUCUUUAAGGUCUGACUUGGCUGCCAGGGCCGAAUCGGGACUCAGCCAUCAGGGUCUGUCCCAUAGGCCGAAUCCAGGAAGACUGACUCGGUCUUCAUGGUCCGACUUGCCUGAUGGCUCCUGACUAGGCCGUCAGGGUCCAACUUUUAGGGUCAGACUCAGUCUUCAGGGUCCGACUCACCGCUGGGUCCCAUCUCCACCUUCAGAGUCCGACUCGGCCGUCAGGUCCAGAUUUGGCCUAGAGGUUCCAAACUAACUGGGCCAAAGAAACCACUUUGGCCUGGUUGGUUCUGGAUGCAGGGUCUGCUGGUGUUAAACAGCACUCUGCUGGAGUCCUUCAGGUCCUUACCCGAUCUGCUCUGGCCAGAUCUGGUGAUGAUGUGAUUAGUACCUGUUGGCAAACCAGAGUGCCAACAGGUUCUUAAUAAUUGUGCCAACAGGCAUUAACUGUUGGCACAGAUAUGUUACCAACAUAUCAGUGCUGCUUCCCGUCUGACUCACUGGAGUCAGACGGGAAGCAGCACUCUAUCCUCUGAAUGUCCUGUGCACUCUCACUGGAGGGCUGAGCGGUCCAGUUCACACACAUCACACUCUCUUCAGGGACUUUCCAAACAGGAAGUCCCAUUUGUUCAAUCUGAGCAUGUCAGAGGAUGCAUGCAUGUGUGUGUUCAUGUGAUUUCUCUUAAAGGAAUGUGAUGCCAGCAGCUAAUGGUUGGUCCAAAGCCGACAUGCUUAGACUGGAUCGGUAUUUCAGUUUGCUGCUGUUUGCAAAACUGGCAGAAUUAGCAGAUUUCCUGCUGGGACAGGCCCACACAGGCAUGUUGGGCCUGCAGCUGCACUCAUACAACACAUAUACAUUUAACCUACAUAACCGUCAGCUAACUUUAUCAGAUUUAAUAUAUUAAUUUAUUUAGAGGAGAUUAAGUUACAGUUUAGAAAGUUUUAUUUUGCCAAGGUUUUGUCAUAUCUGUGACAGUGAGACUGUUACUUUUUUAAUCUGAAUGCUUGUCAGACUUCAUCUACUUUAUCUGUUCUGCUGGUGUUGUUAUUGUAGAGGGCUAUUUCUUGUCAGAUUUGUAUGUUUUGGAGGUGAGUAAACUAAAAGUCUCAUGUGCCACAUAGAUCAGUUGGAACCUCUUUCAGGUCAGAGUUUUGUAAUAAUCACAACUCCCCUCCCCAGUCACAGAUCAGCUGGUCAAGCUGGCAGGAUCAUGGAUCAAUAAAUGCUUUCAGUGGAGUCUGAACCAAAGGGGCGUGGCAUACUGUCACAUCACCAUUGUGACAGUAUGCUGAGUCAGAUCAUAGGUGUAGCUGUGGUGGAGCAAUAUCAACAGCACAGCUUGUCUCCUAACCUCUCUGUUAAUCUGGCCAGGCAGAGCUGCUAGAAUACAGAUUGAAAUUAUGACUUGAAAGGGGCAACAGUUGUGAGGAAUGCUAAACUAUUUUAACCAAUGUGUAAAAGAUGGCUGACUUAUAAAAGCAGACUCCAAACUGUGUUCUGAGACUGUUGGUAUUAUAAUAUUUACUCCUGUUUGAUGAUUCCUUUAUGAAAAAUGUGAAUGAUUUUUAGAAAUGGUUCUUAACCACAUUCAGCUGGAUUUGAUGUCAGAAUCUCAUUGUACUCUCCUCCACUGUGGAUUACUGACAUGGUUGGUUUUGCAGUUUUGUAUUCACUAAUGACUAAAUAAAAGACUCCAAACAAGAUGUU
This is a messenger RNA of Gambusia affinis (western mosquitofish), 4686 nucleotides long. It is a transcript of the gene ppm1f, whose product is annotated as protein phosphatase, Mg2+/Mn2+ dependent, 1F. Gene Ontology annotation, cellular component: cytosol. The transcript is spliced from 8 exons. Lineage: Eukaryota; Metazoa; Chordata; Actinopteri; Cyprinodontiformes; Poeciliidae. The coding region runs from base 264 to 1514 and encodes 416 amino acids. Gene Ontology annotation, biological process: protein dephosphorylation; negative regulation of protein kinase activity. Gene Ontology annotation, molecular function: cation binding; protein serine/threonine phosphatase activity. The record is from RefSeq and is a predicted model, not a curated record.